This is a messenger RNA of Eimeria acervulina, 1995 nucleotides long. RefSeq names its product zinc finger (CCCH type) protein, putative. The transcript is spliced from 8 exons. Gene Ontology annotation, cellular component: nucleus; cytoplasm. Gene Ontology annotation, molecular function: metal ion binding; poly(A) binding. NCBI's taxonomy places the organism in Eukaryota, Apicomplexa, Conoidasida, Eucoccidiorida, Eimeriidae. Bases 1 to 1995 code for a protein of 664 amino acids. The record is from RefSeq and is a predicted model, not a curated record. Gene Ontology annotation, biological process: regulation of mRNA stability.
AUGGCCAGCGCUGCAGCAGCAAUUGCCAGCAGCAGCAGCGGAGCCCCGAAGCGGCUGCAACAGCGUAUAGCAGAAGAGUUACGGGUGUCUUACCUGACCCCCAGCGGUGGGGCGAAUGAUAGCAGCAGCAGCAGCAACGGUCACCACGGCAGCAGCAGCAGCAGCAGCAAGAAUGAAGACGACGCUGACGAUGCGCAGAUCCUCGCUGAGUACAUUUUGCAUUUGCUGCUACGCGAGAAGGCGCCAACGGAUCGUCUUCUGGAGGAGCUCAAGGAAUUCCUAGGGCAGCCAGCUGAUGACUUCACUCGCUGGCUCCAGCGGGAGCUGCAGCAGCAAAGUGCUGCCUGCAGCAGCAGCAGCAGCGGGAGACACCGCAGCAGCAGCAGGUCAAAGCAUCUCAGCAGCAGUAGCAGCAAGCACGGCAGCAGCAGCAGCAGUGCGAAGCACUCAAGCACGAGCGAUGGGACGUCGCGCGGGUCUAGCAGCAGCAGCAGCAGCAAGCAGGGCAGCAGCAGCAGACAUGGUAGCAGCAGCAGCAGCAGCAGCAGCAGCCACAGAUACAGCAGCAGCGCGCAGCAUGAAGCAUCUCGCGGGGAGGGGCGUGGAUCUCGAACGAUCUCCCGCCGCCUCAUCCUGAUGCGCGCCGCAGAGCAGGCCGCUGUCAGCAGCCGCAGCGGCACCUCCGUGCGUAGCGGCAGGUCGCAUCGUUCCCCACCCCGUAGCCGCCGCAGCAGAAGCCGCAGCAGGAGCCGCAGCAGCAGCAACGGCAGCAAAACGCCACCUAUGUCGCGCUCUAUUUACCUCAUGGGCAGCACCAGCAGCAAGGGGAAUACGCCGUCCCCUUCAUCAGCUCCUGUCUGGGUCACUGCUCCUGCAGCACACCCGCAGCAGCAGCAGCAGCAGCCGCAGCAGCAAACUCCUGGCGCUGUUGCUCCCGGAGACAUUUUCCGGUCUCAGGCGCAGCAACCCACGGCGUACGAGAUGCAGCAGAUGAAACAGCAGCAGCUCAUGCAGCAGCAGCAACUGCUCCAGCAGCAGCAGCAGCUGCCGCUGGUGCCUGUCGCAGCGACAGCUCCGGCAGAUAUGUCUGUCCCGGAGGCUGCGCUGCAGCGCGGCCCCAAAGCGAUAUUGAAGCCGAACCCCAGGUUUGUGGAGGCGUUCUUGGCUGCUGAGCACGGGGCCGUAGGAGACAGUCCCUUCCCUUUGCAUGCAUCUUCUGCCGCUGCUCCUGUAGCACAUUCUAUGCUGCAGCAGCCGCAUCCGCACCAACGAAUGCCGCUGCAGCAGCAGCAGCAGCAACAGCAACAGCAGCCACAGCAGCAGCAGCCCUACACCCACUUGGCGGGGGCUGGGGUUCCUCAGGCCAAAGUGCGGCGCCGCUGUUUGCGGUGGCCUGACUGUCCGUUCGGCACGAAGUGUAAUUACAUACACCCGGCGAUUCGAUGCGCAAACUUCCCGCGGUGUCCCUUCGGGUCUUCUUGUUUUUAUUUGCAUCCUCCAGUGAAAUGCCGCUAUGGACAGAAUUGCCAGAACCCCAGUUGCAACUUCCUCCAUCCCGAACGCCCCGGGUGGAUGGGGGAGUUAGGGGAAGAUGGCCUCUUUAGAAACAAAGUCUGGACAAAGGACAGCCAGACUGCUGCACCGGCAGCAGCAGCAGCAGCAAAUUCCAGUGGGGGCGCCUCCGCGGCGCAGCAAAAUGCUGCUGUUGCUGCGUUGAGCUUCACGCUGCCUUCUACCCCGCCAUCGCUGAAGAGGAGGCAAGCAGCUCCGGAGCAGCAGGAGAUGACGUCCCUGACCCUCCCUCCUGCAGCAGCAGACGGCGCUGCGGCUGCUCCAGCUGCAUCGGGUACUGAUGCUGCAGCUGCGGCGCCUGCUGCUGCUCCUGCUGCUGCUCCUGCUGCUCCCGUAGAGGCGGCGGACGGCGGAGACAUUGAGCUCGACGGGGACGCGCCGGAGGCAGCUGCUAUGGCAGAGGAUGUCGCAGCCUCUGCCUGA